Messenger RNA from Suncus etruscus (white-toothed pygmy shrew), 699 nucleotides. It is a transcript of the gene BSX, whose product is annotated as brain specific homeobox. Gene Ontology annotation, molecular function: DNA binding; DNA-binding transcription factor activity, RNA polymerase II-specific. The record is from RefSeq and is a predicted model, not a curated record. NCBI's taxonomy places the organism in Eukaryota, Metazoa, Chordata, Mammalia, Eulipotyphla, Soricidae. The transcript has 3 exons. Gene Ontology annotation, biological process: regulation of DNA-templated transcription. Bases 1 to 699 code for a protein of 232 amino acids.
AUGAAUCUCAACUUCACCUCGCCUCUACACUCCGUGUCCUCGCAGAGACCAACGUCCUUCUUCAUCGAGGACAUCUUGCUGCACAAGCCCAAGCCUUUGCGCGAGGUGGCCCCCGACCAUUUCGCCAGCACCCUGGCCUCCCGGGUGCCCCUGCUAGACUAUGGCUACCCCCUCAUGCCCACGCCCACGCUCUUGGCUCCUCACCCUCAUCAUCCUCUGCACAAGGGAGAGCACCACCAUCCCUACUUCCUCACCACCUCGGGGGUGCCGGUACCCGCUCUCUUCCCGCACCCGCAGCAUUCGGAGCUGCCGGGCAAGCACUGCCGCCGCCGCAAAGCCCGAACGGUUUUCUCCGACUCGCAGCUCUCAGGGCUGGAGAAGAGAUUCGAGAUCCAGCGCUACUUGUCCACGCCUGAGCGAGUGGAGCUGGCCACGGCGCUGAGCCUGUCGGAGACGCAGGUCAAAACAUGGUUCCAGAACCGGCGGAUGAAGCAUAAAAAACAACUGAGGAAAAGCCAAGAUGAGCCCAAAGGGCCGGAGGGCGCGGAGAGCCCCGAGGGCAGCCCCCGUGGCCCCGACUCUGCGCCUCCAGAGGCGCGGCUGGGUAUACCCGCCGGCCCCUUCGUGCUGACCGAACCGGAGGACGAGGUGGACAUCGGGGACGAGGGGGAACUAGGCUCGGGGUCGCAUGUGCUCUGA